GUGGGGUUUGUAUGUAUAAAGCCUUUUGGCUAGUUUGAGGAGUGAGUUAGAGGUACGGACGCAGAAAAUUCAAAGGGGGCGCUCGCAUGCAUUAGUAGACUUUGCCAAGACUUACCCAGAAGCUACCUGGUUCCGUUUCACAUUAACUCACAAAACCCAAAUAUAGUUGCACCCAAAACCCACGUAUUUAUUUUCAUUUCUAUUUCUCCAAAGGCCACGGUUCUCCUUUUUUUUUUUUUUCCAGCAAGAAGCCAAGAACAACAACUGGUCUUUCAUUCCCUGAGCCACCUGAGUUUUGCAGGCCUUGAAGCGGCUUUGUUUAAACACUUGUAGACAUUUGACCUUGAAAACGUGGUCGCUGGUGUAUCACAGUUAUGACUUGUUUAUCCUUCAUACUCGGUAGAAAGGACUCAUCAAGAAAACUUGGGUUUGAAGUUGAUGACGAACUUUCUGGCAUUCAUGAUGUUAAACUAUACACGUACAGAGAGUUGAAGUUGGCGACUGAAGAUUUUGAUAUAGCCAAUAAAAUCGGGGAAGGUGGUUUUGGUUCUGUCUAUAAGGGACAACUUAAAGAUGGAAAUCUUGCUGCUAUAAAAGUUCUUUCAGCUGAAUCAAGACAAGGGGUGAAGGAGUUUUUGACUGAGAUAGAUGUGAUCUCAAAAAUAGAGCAUGAAAAUCUAGUUAAGCUCUAUGGCUGUUGUAUAGAAGGGGACCAGAGAAUUUUGGUCUACAACUACCUCGAGAAUAAUAGUCUUGCACAAACUCUUCUUGGUGGAGGUUUCAGUAAUAUCCAGUUUAAUUGGCGAACACGGCGUGGAAUAUGUAUCGGAAUUGCAUGUGGGCUUGCGUUCCUUCAUGAGGAUGUACGUCCACAUAUUAUUCACAGGGAUAUCAAAGCCAGCAAUAUUCUCCUUGAUAAAGACCUAAUGCCUAAAAUUUCAGAUUUUGGCCUUGCAAAACUUAUCCCGGCCAACGUGACUCAUGUUAGCACACGAGUGGCAGGAACAAUAGGUUAUCUGGCACCAGAAUACGCAAUACGAGGGCAAUUGACGAGGAGAGCAGAUGUUUAUAGUUUUGGGGUACUCCUUGUGGAAAUAGUCAGUGGCAGAUGCAAUACUAAUACACUACUACCCAUUGAGGAACAGUAUCUGCUUGAAAGGACAUGGAAUCUCUAUGAACGCAGGGAGCUGGUUGGUCUGGUAGACACAGCAUUGAACGGGGAUUUUGAUGCUGAGGAGGCCUGUAGAUUCUUAAAGAUUGGUCUUCUCUGCACACAAGACACUCCGAAGCUCAGACCAUCCAUGCCAACUGUGGUGAAGAUGCUAAAAGGUCAGAAGGAAAUCGACGAUACUAAGAUAACAAAGCCAGGCUUGAUAUCUGAUUUCAUGGAUCUCAAAAUACGAAGCCAACCGAAUAGUAAGAAGCCUAGCGAAAAGACCACUGCUUCGUCCUACAAUGAGUCCUCCGGUUCAGACAACCCGGACAAUUCAAACCUGUCAUCAGAAACCUCAGCUGCUGCUAUUUCCACUUUCAUCACAAACCUGUCCUUUGAAACCACACCUCCGGGUACUACAACCUUCGACUUCAAAACCAUAUGAACUGAGCGCUUACAGGUUACAGAAUGUGUCGAUUUGAUUUAUUCUUAUAUAUAGGGUUUUGCGGCUUCUUGUAAAUUGUAUAAUUAUGUUUCUUUUUCUUUUUUUUUUAAUUUUUUUUUAUACCAUACUACACCUUCCUAGCUGGAGGUACUCCAAUGUAAAUGGAUCAUACUUGGUAAUUGAGAGAAAUUUUUCCUGGCUUCAAUGUCUUUCCGGCACCACAGUAGUACAGACAUCCUCUCGAAAUGUAUCUAAUAUGUUAUGGACUAUAUUUACCAUUGCAAUUAGGGUGCAGUGGUGGACCAUAAUGAUUUUCAUCAUUGUUGUAUCUUGACUUGGUAACACAUUGCUUAGAGCAUCUUGAUUUCAUCAGCCUUGCAGACAUGGAAUCUCUAUGAACGCAGGGAGCUGGUUGGUCUGGUAGACACAGCAUUGAACGGGGAUUUUGAUGCUGAGGAGGCCUGUAGAUUCUUAAAGAUUGGUCUUCUCUGCACACAAGACACUCCGAAGCUCAGACCAUCCAUGCCAACUGUGGUGAAGAUGCUAAAAGGUCAGAAGGAAAUCGACGAUACUAAGAUAACAAAGCCAGGCUUGAUAUCUGAUUUCAUGGAUCUCAAAAUACGAAGCCAACCGAAUAGUAAGAAGCCUAGCGAAAAGACCACUGCUUCGUCCUACAAUGAGUCCUCCGGUUCAGACAACCCGGACAAUUCAAACCUGUCAUCAGAAACCUCAGCUGCUGCUAUUUCCACUUUCAUCACAAACCUGUCCUUUGAAACCACACCUCCGGGUACUACAACCUUCGACUUCAAAACCAUAUGAACUGAGCGCUUACAGGUUACAUAAUGUGUCGAUUUGAUUUAUUCUUAUAUAUAGGGUUUUGCGGCUUCUUGUAAAUUGUAUAAUUAUGUUUCUUUUUCUUUUUUUUUUAAUUUUUUUUUAUACCAUACUACACCUUCCUAGCUGGAGGUACUCCAAUGUAAAUGGAUCAUACUUGGUAAUUGAGAGAAAUUUUUCCUGGCUUCAA
Molecule: messenger RNA, 2622 nt
Organism: Rosa rugosa (rugosa rose)
Lineage: Eukaryota; Viridiplantae; Streptophyta; Magnoliopsida; Rosales; Rosaceae
Product: cold-responsive protein kinase 1
Exons: 7
Coding region: 375-1598 (407 amino acids)
Biological process (GO): protein phosphorylation
Molecular function (GO): protein kinase activity; ATP binding
Source: RefSeq, a predicted model, not a curated record